AUGGAUUCGCGCUCUGUUUGCCUUCAUGUCGACAUCACACAGGUGAAGAAUCAUGUCGACAAGGUGAAGACCAAGCUGGCGCAGUACUACGUCGAGCCCGGCGCAUCCAACGGGCCGAACACCUCCCGCCUGAACAAGUUCCUUGCUACACACAAAAGCAAGGACAAGCGCAAGAUGCAGCUCAAGGGAGUGGAUGAGAACGGCAAGCCUGCAACAGCCGAGAUCGAGCUUCACGAGGACAUCAUCGACCUUAAGAACCCAGGGGGGGGAUGCGACUUGGAGGCCUGCGCGGACCUGGCGAGGCGUUUCGCUCAGCGCCUCAUUAAGGCGCUGGGGAAGAGGAUGGCGGACCUGCGCCAUUUUGAUGGUGUUGGUUUCUUCACCCCUGAUAAGUAUCCCCCCCGUGCAGGAGAGCAGGACGCGUGGGUGAAGCUCCAUCUCAACGAGCUCCUUGACAUGUUCAAGAACAAGCUACCUGGUAAGUCGCGAGGCCUGUUGUAG
Molecule: messenger RNA, 501 nt
Organism: Closterium sp. Yama58-4
Lineage: Eukaryota; Viridiplantae; Streptophyta; Zygnematophyceae; Desmidiales; Closteriaceae
Source: the annotation of a GenBank genome assembly